Harpegnathos saltator (Jerdon's jumping ant) is the source of this 2212-nucleotide messenger RNA. RefSeq names its product polypeptide N-acetylgalactosaminyltransferase 1. Gene Ontology annotation, molecular function: polypeptide N-acetylgalactosaminyltransferase activity. The transcript has 10 exons. Gene Ontology annotation, cellular component: Golgi apparatus. Gene Ontology annotation, biological process: protein O-linked glycosylation. NCBI's taxonomy places the organism in Eukaryota, Metazoa, Arthropoda, Insecta, Hymenoptera, Formicidae. Bases 360 to 2156 code for a protein of 598 amino acids. The record is from RefSeq and is a predicted model, not a curated record.
AGAGUAUGAAAAAUGCUAGUUUUAUAAUUAGGUUGUGCAGACCUUUCACUUUCUUUAUAAGAGGCUAUUUUAUUGCUGUGGAUUAAUGUUAUUCAUACUUACCUGCAAGCUCCAUAUAUAUGAAGAAAAAAAAAAAUACAUGCAUGUUUCUGUAAAAAUGUAUAACCAGUUCGACAGCAGCAUUAACAUGUGCACGUGAUUUGAAGGAAACAUAGCCAUCGGUAUCUUGCCUCUGGUCCAUCUGACAAAUAUUGCUCUGCCAUAACCUAAUUGUAUGAUAACGAUAAUAACCACAGUAACAAUCAUUUUGAUUAUCUGACGAUUCUCGCCAUUUAAUAGCAAUGCUAUAUUCUUGAAAAAUGAUGCUUGCCCGUCGCAAAUGUCUGUUGAAAUUAUCAUUUUGUACGUUAUAUAUAAUCUGCAUUUUGCUUAUUGCCAAGCAAAUAUUUCGUGCUAAUGACAAUUCCAACGCGUAUAAAGAUCAGUUUCCGUUUCCAAGAGAUGGCAAUAACUCUCAGAGACAAAAGGAUGUGGAUAUUGCUUUGCAGAGGCUAAAAAAGGAAAGGUAUGAGCAGCAAAUAUUAAAAUUGGAGUAUGAUGUUGUAGUUGGACUUGGAGAAAAUGGAGAACCAGCUUAUCUACAUGGAAAAGAGAAGGUUGAAGGUGAAACAGUACUUGCAAAAAAAGCACUGAAUGUUGUCCUUUCAAAUAAGAUAUCAUUAACUAGAAAAUUACCAGAUGUACGCAACCCACUGUGUGCAAAUCUUACAUAUGACACAUUACUACCAAGUGUUAGUGUGAUAAUUAUUUUUUAUAACGAACCAUGGAGUGUUUUAUUACGUACAGUACAUAGCGUUUUGAAAGGUUCUCUGCCACAUUUAUUAAAAGAAAUUAUUUUGGUUGAUGAUCAUAGUGAGGAAGAGGAACUUCAAGGACAACUUGAUUAUUAUUUGUCGACGCGUUUACCUACAAAAGUCAAAUUGUUGAGGUUGCCAUAUAGACAAGGACUGAUACGUGCUCGUCUUCAUGGAGCUAAAAAUGCUACAGGCGACGUUCUUGUCUUCUUGGAUGCACAUUGCGAAGUUAUCAAAGACUGGUUACAGCCUUUGCUUCAGCGAAUAAAGGAAAAAAGAAAUGCUGUAUUAAUGCCAAUAAUUGAUAAUAUUUCUGAAGAGACGUUAGAAUACUUUCAUGAUAAUGAAGCAUCCUUUUUUCAAGUUGGUGGUUUCACAUGGUCAGGUCACUUUACGUGGAUAAAUAUUCAAAAGCACGAGCUUAAGUCGCGUCUUUCUCUUAUAUCACCGACUAGAUCUCCUACUAUGGCGGGAGGUUUAUUUGCUAUCGACAGAAAAUAUUUUUGGGAAGUUGGUAGUUACGAUGAUAAAAUGGACGGCUGGGGAGGUGAAAAUUUGGAAAUGUCUUUCAGAAUUUGGCAAUGUGGUGGUACAUUAGAGAUUAUUCCUUGUUCUCGAGUUGGCCAUAUAUUUCGAAAUUUUCAUCCAUAUAAAUUUCCGAACGAUAAAGAUACUCAUGGAAUAAAUACUGCUCGUUUAGCAUUUGUAUGGAUGGAUGAAUAUAAGAGAUUAUUUUUGCUCCAUCGCAGUGAGUUUAAGAAUAAAUCAAGUUUGUUUGGGGAUAUAAGCGAGCGUUUAAAAUUACGCCGAAAGCUCAAAUGUAAAAGCUUUAAAUGGUAUCUUGAUAAUAUUUAUCCAGAGAAAUUCAUUCCUGAUGAGCACGCCAUAGCAUAUGGCCGCGUCAGAUUACGCAAUAGACUGCUGUGUUUAGACAAUCUACAACGUGACGAGGAUAAACCAUACAAUUUAGGUUUAUACAGUUGUCAUUCCAAGUUAUAUCCAAGUCAGUUUUUUUCAUUGAGUAAUUCUGGCGAGUUACGAAGGGAUGAUAAUUGUGCGAGAGUGAAUGCUGAUGACUCAAGAGUGCACACUCAAGUUGAAAUGUCGGAUUGUAAUAAUGAAAAAGGUGGAAAGGAAUGGGUAUUAACAAAGGAUAGCAAAAUUGUACAUGUAGAAACUGGUCUCUGUCUUGAUGGUUCUCAGGUACAGAAUGAAGAAGAUGUAUUUGCGACUGCCUGUGCCAAUGUGCCAGAUCAGUUUUGGAAAUUUGAUUUUUACAUUGGUAAAAUUGUACCAAAAUAACGUUGUCUUACAAAUAUCCGUUUGAACUCGUUAGAACAUAUUGUUUGUGUGUGUGU